UACUUACAAUAUUUUUGAUUUCAUUCGAUGGUAUCAGAAAAUUAUUUCAAAUCUUUAGACUCUUAGAUUGUACCAUAUCAUAUUAAAUCUGCACAAAUCUUAAAAUAUAUAUAUUGAUACUUUGUAUUGAUGGAUUCUAUGUGUUUUGCAUUAUCACAUUUUUUUUUAUUAGCUAAUCUUUCGUAAAUAUCGCGUGUAUAUAAAUUAACUAUCUCUGAAUAUCUAGCUUAAUAUAAUAUUCUUUACCUUUUUACAAAAGAACGUUGUAAUAGAAGUUUGUAAUAGAACGUUUAUAAUUUAAUAUUAAUCACUUUACGUAAUAACCUUCCUUUGCAUGUUUCUAAUAUACUAUUAGUGUAACCAAUAAUUAUUUCUAUCGAGCUAGACUAUGUAGAAAUAGUCUGGAAAAAAAUCAUUACUAAUAAAUUGUACUUCAUUUAUGUUGAUUUAUUAAAUUCUUUUUUUUGUUGAAGCAAUGCUUUACGAAUAAUGUCUAUGAUCAUAUAAUGAAUAUUUAAUUAUCUUUCUUUUUUUCUCUUAUCUAGCUUAAUAUAAUAUUCUUUACCUUUUUACAAAAGAACGUUGUAAUAGAAGUUUGUAAUAGAACGUUUAUAAUUUAAUAUUAAUCACUUUACGUAAUAACCUUCCUUUGCAUGUUUCUAAUAUACUAUUAGUGUAACCAAUAAUUAUUUCUAUCGAGCUAGACUAUGUAGAAAUAGUCUGGAAAAAAAUCAUUACUAAUAAAUUGUACUUCAUUUAUGUUGAUUUAUUAAAUUCUUUUUUUUGUUGAAGCAAUGCUUUACGAAUAAUGUCUAUGAUCAUAUAAUGAAUAUUUAAUUAUCUUUCUUUUUUUCUCUUAUCUCUAGUAUCUUUCAAAGAAGUAUAAUAACUCAAGAUAACAACAAUCUGCACACAAUUUUAUUCAUUAGUGAAAUCUUAUUUCAUUUGUUUCAAUAAUAGUUUCCUAAAAUUAUGAUAGAACAAGUAAUGCUAAAAAGAGUCAUCUAUAUUACAUGGCUCAGUGUAGCUUUGUGCUUCUGUUGGCCAGUUUCUGCUAACACCAGUAGAAAUCAAAUUAUUGUUUUCAGAUUUUUUCAAAUCUUCACUAUUAUUAGCUCUUGUUUAGGAAGUUUGCCUAUGUUUCAUUCGAUAUACUUACAUCAAGAUGAUAUCGUUAUUGUCGCUAAGUCUAUAAGCAUAAUGGUAGUUUUAAUUCAACUAAUUGUUCAAACCACUAUAUGCGCAAUCAAACAUGACACUUUACAACAUAUAAUUGAAGAAAUGAUAACCUAUAUGAAAGAGGCAAAACAAUAUGAAAAGAAAAUUAUCCAGAAAUAUGUAUCAAAAUGUUAUAUCCUUUAUGGAAGUGCUAUAAUUAUUUCAUACUUAACUACGACAAUAUUUAUAUUAGGACCUAUAUUCUUACCUAUUUCCUUACCAUUCUAUACAGAAUUUCCAUUAAGCCUUAAUAAUACGGCAGUAUAUAUUAUAAUAUAUUUCCAUCAAUGUUUUUUUGCUUAUCAAUGUUCUGCAACUGUAUGCUUAAGCAUAUUUGGAGCACUUUUAUUAUGGUUCGUGGUCAUUAAAUUUGAAUGUUUGAUCAUGAAGAUACAGAAUAUUUCAAACAAAGAUAUGAUGGUCAUUUGUAUAAAAAAACAAUUACAAAUAAGGAGAUAUGCAAAAGAAAUAGCCAAUUGUUUCCGUCAUAUCAUUUUUUACACUAUAAUAGCAACAUCAUUUAAUAUGAUUCUUGCUGGUAUUAUACUAAUAAUGAAUCCUUUAUUAGUCAUAAAAAUACAGUUUAUGAUCACAUGUUUCACUGCACUCAUAGAAGUUUAUUUAUAUGCAUGGCCAGCUCAAUACAUGGAUGAUAUGAGUAAAAAUGUUUCAAUAAGUGCAUAUAACUUAAAAUGGUAUGAACAGACAUCAGAAAUGCAACAAAACAUAUUGAUUAUGCUGAUAUUUCAAAAACCAAUAUCUCUUUCUAUCAAUUUUUUAAUGCCAAAACUUUCUCUGCGCUCUUAUUGUGCGUAUUUGUCCAAUGCCUUCUCCAUUUUCACAGCUUUACGAGUUAUAUUAAAAGAUAAUUCAAUAUAAACAUAUUUACAAUAUUAUUUUAAUUAUAUAUAAUGGAGUAUGAUCUCAGCAUUGGUAUUUAUGGCUUCAGUGAUUAUAAAAUAUAAAAUGAUAAUUAUAGGAAUAGUUUAUAUUUUAUAUUUAUAAUAUUUAUAAAAAUUUAA
Molecule: messenger RNA, 2240 nt
Organism: Apis mellifera (honey bee)
Lineage: Eukaryota; Metazoa; Arthropoda; Insecta; Hymenoptera; Apidae
Product: odorant receptor 67a-like
Exons: 6
Coding region: 973-2097 (374 amino acids)
Biological process (GO): detection of chemical stimulus involved in sensory perception of smell; sensory perception of smell
Cellular component (GO): plasma membrane
Molecular function (GO): olfactory receptor activity; odorant binding
Source: RefSeq, a predicted model, not a curated record